CAAGUCGCAUGGAACCGGAGGAAAACGACCCAUCGCACACCAUUCUGUUCGAUUCUCCUCGCUGUGACGAUGGCUCCCAAGCGGAGAAGAGCACAAUCGGUCCUUGAGUAUCUGACUUCGAAAAAUCCAAUUAUAACACCAGUAAAAAGUCCAAAGACGGCCAACACAAAUCAUCCCUCUUAUCAUAAACCAGUAGCGUUGAGACCAUGGAAUGAAUUCAGCUAUGCAACCCUGGAAACUAUUUUCGGAGGCGAUUUGAUAAGGGAAGCUCGGAAAAGACAGCCGCGCGACAGGCUCCCUCACUAUCCACACCUAGAUCAAUCCGUUACCUCGCUAACUAAGGGCCAUCCUAGCACAGUGGUCAUUUUGAACAAAUGGAACAACCCCAUUGUUGUUGCAGCCUUGAGAGCUGUCGAAGACUUCCAGCCGUGCAUCUGGGUAUCGGAUUUUGGAGUAGAUCUCUCUAAACAAGAGGCGCCGUUAACUAAACCUGACACUGGGUGUGAAAAAGACAACAAGAAGGCUCACGAUACGACAGCACUCGGAAACGGUGGGCCUCAGACCGCCAUUGUACAGAACCAAAAAGCGAGAAGGAAAAGACAAAAGCAACCUGAUGGAGGAGCAGUCUCACUAGAAGAAGAAGAAAUUAGGCAAAAGAAGGGUGUAUUUAAGGAGUUGUUUCCUAAAGAAGUCAAAACAGCCUUCAAUUGGAAUAGCCAGAAGCUGCGUGAUGGGCUGUAUACUGACGAAAAAACGGGCGAGUGGAUUGGUACAGCAGGAGACGAAAAAGAUAAUGCGCCGAUUCGACAAGCAUAUACAUAUUAUUGCUUAAACUACCGAUGCCGAUACGGUUGCAUCCUGACUACGGAAGAGGCCUUUAUUUUCCGAAUCAAACCGCGGGGUACCAUUCCAGUACCGGCUAAAGACGACAUCGCUCUUGUUGAAGGGAUGAAAAUGGAUGGGCUAAUGGAGUUCGUCUCAAUACCCUGGGAGAACGGAUGUGACAGCAAUCAUGACGAAUAUAGACAGUGGACUGUGAACUUGGCUCUCUGGUUUGCACACAUACUUGCCGGAAACAAUCACAAAUUAGACUGGGAUUGGGAGUUCUGCGAGGAAACGUUGGUGAAGAGAGCAAGACGUGGCUCCAAAAGACGACCGUCAAUCUCACGGGUAUCUAAAGCGAACAAACGCAGCCGAAGGGAGCAGGUUAGAGAAGAGGUACAAGACCAGGAAACAGCGGAUCCCGCGAAUUGGUCUUUCUAUGGGAACCCAGUACCACAGCCAAAUAUGUCAUUGAUUGGAUAUACCGAGACCUCUGAUGACGAGGAUUCCGAGGAUUCCGACGGACAUCUUGAGUCGCCACCACUGAAAAGAAGGCUCAGCCAGUUUGUUGGACUCAAGGAGUCUCAGGACGCAUAUGAGCGAAUUGGAAUGGGGAUGCUUCGAGAAGACUGUGGUUUGAGGGCGAAGGGGGAGGGUCGCGUAUUCUGA
Molecule: messenger RNA, 1491 nt
Organism: Xylaria bambusicola
Lineage: Eukaryota; Fungi; Ascomycota; Sordariomycetes; Xylariales; Xylariaceae
Exons: 4
Coding region: 70-1491 (473 amino acids)
Source: RefSeq, a predicted model, not a curated record